This is a messenger RNA of Aspergillus ochraceoroseus IBT 24754, 372 nucleotides long. RefSeq lists its product as uncharacterized. The coding region runs from base 1 to 372 and encodes 123 amino acids. The record is from RefSeq and is a predicted model, not a curated record. NCBI's taxonomy places the organism in Eukaryota, Fungi, Ascomycota, Eurotiomycetes, Eurotiales, Aspergillaceae. The transcript has 3 exons. Gene Ontology annotation, cellular component: fungal-type cell wall. Gene Ontology annotation, molecular function: structural constituent of cell wall.
AUGAAGUUCUUCGCUGUCGCUGCCCUCUUCGCCACUGCCGCCAUAGCCAUGCCUCAUGAGCCUUCCUAUACCGCGGUCGACCAGACCCAGAACAUUUGCGGCAAAGCCCAACUCUCCUGCUGUAACGCGCUCGACAGCAGCGCACAUGUAAGCAAGGAUGAAGAGAAUGAUCUCCUUGCUCUCCUUGGGGAAGGUCUCCUCAAUAACGGCGGCGUCCUUGGAAAGUACCAUGGAUGCAGUCCUUUGGUUUCCCUUGUGGGCAACAUUGGUGAGCAGUGCGACAACCACGUCGCGUGCUGUAACGAUGUCAGCUCCAACAAUAACGGUGUUGUUAACGUUGUUGUUCCCUGCUUGCCCGUCAACGUCCUCUAG